AUGUCUGACUCAGAAAGUACUCAUUCCCACAGAGAUCUCGGUGUACAUCCCGAUGAAAGAUUUGAUCAGGUUUUAGAUGAUCACAGACAUCAACCUUCAUCUUUACCUCCACCAUCAUCCAAUUUCCAACAUCCCCCAAUCAGUAUUCUCGAAACUAAUCCUUAUGGAGGUGAGUCUUUAACUAUUCCUCAAAGGAGUGGUAAAAUAGACACUUCAAAAAGGUUUGCUAGAAGGAGUUCGAGGAGUCAUUCUUUUGGCGAUGGAGAUUUGGAUCCUAAAGAUCAAAGACAUCUUAAUCAAAAUAUUUCAUUCAAGAAAAGUCCUUCAGUUAAAAAGAAGAGAAAGAAUACUAGAAGUGGUUCAAGUAAUUUGGAAGCUGACCUUGCAUCUCCUAUGAUGAGAAUGAAAACAAAUGAUACCGCCAAUUCUGAUGAAAGAGAAAGAGCUAGAAGACCCUCAGAAUCUUCUAUUGAUAGUGAUGUUGUUAGUCAUGGAUCUAGAAGUUCUCAAGAGACCGAAGAAGAUGUCUGUUUCCCUAUGUUAAGAGAGCAUGUCAGAGAAGCUAAUGGAAUCAACUUGGCAUUUUUGGAUGAAUUCAUUAAUGAAGAAAGAAGUUACACUGCUGCUUCUAAAUUACAACAGGAAAAUGUUCAACAAAAUGCUGCUACCACUUCAAGAGCAAGACAUCAUUCAACAGCUUCUUUAAAAUACACCCCAAAGAACAUUUUACGUAAAACUUUAACAAAUUUCAAGUUACCCACCGAUAAUAGUACUAUACACGAAGAAAAACGGGAAAGUUCAAGUUUCAAUGAUGAAGAAAAGGGUUCACCAUUGAGUGAUGAUUUCGUUACAUUUACAAAUAAUAGAUCAGAUUCAGAUUCCAAUAAUGAUUUACCUGAAAGAUUCACUUUCUUCAAUAGUAACAUGGACGAAACUGUUAGAGGAGCUGAUUUACCAGGGUUAACUCAUCCUGGUCAAAGUGUUGGAGAACUUUUCAAUUAUGGUGAUGAUGGUAUUUGGUGGUUGGAUUGUACUUGUCCUACUGAUGCCGAAAUGAAAGUUAUUUCCAAAGCUUUUGGAUUACAUCCUUUGACUUCAGAAGAUAUUAGAGUUCAAGAAAGUAGAGAAAAAGUGGAAUUAUUCAGAAAUUAUUACUUCGUCUGUUUCCAUACUUUUGAACCUGAUAAAGAAUCAGAAGAUUAUUUGGAACCUAUAAAUGUUUAUAUUGUGGUGUUCAGAACAGGUAUUUUAACUUUCCAUUUCUCUCCUGUUGAUCAUGGAGCUAAUGUUAGAAGAAGAUUGAGACAAUUAUCAGAUUAUGUUGAUGCAACUGCAGAUUGGAUUUGUUAUGCCAUCAUUGAUGAUAUUACUGAUGCAUUCAUUCCUGUUAUAACGGGUAUAGAAUAUGAAGCUGAUGCUAUUGAAGAUUCAGUGUUUGUAGCUAGAGAAACAGAUUUCGGUCUUAUGUUACAAAGAAUUGGGGAAUCUAGAAGGAAAGUUAUGACAUUAAUGAGAUUAUUAUCUGGUAAAGCAGAUGUCAUUAAAAUGUUUGCUAAAAGAUGUCAAGAUGAAGCUUAUAAACUUCAACCUCAACCAGUUAUGUCAUCCACUAACUUAAGUGGCAUAGAUCAAGAACAACCUUCUCAACAAUCAUCACAACCUCAAUUUGGUUUCGGACAUGAUGGAACCGGAGGUAUUUCAUUUGGACCUCAACCUGGAGCUCCUCCUAAUAUGAUGGCUUCAAAUCAAUAUCAAUUCCACAGUUCUGGUAAUUAUACUCAACCAAGAGCUGAUAUCGCUUUAUAUUUAGGAGAUAUCCAAGAUCAUGUGGUUACAAUGUUUCAAAAUUUAUUAGCAUACGAAAAAAUCUUUAGUAGAUCACACACAAAUUAUUUGGCUCAAUUACAAGUUGAGUCUGUAAAUUCUAACAAUAAAGUCACUGCCAUGUUAUCUCAAGUCACAGUCAUUGGUACCAUCUUAUUACCAUUGAAUGUUAUAACGGGUUUAUUUGGUAUGAAUGUUACAGUUCCUGGUCAAGAUGGAGGUACAUUACAAUGGUUCUUCGGUAUUCUUGGAUUCAUGGCAUUUGUAGUAUUAAUGUUCUUCCUUUUUGCUAGAUUCUGGUUGAAAAAACUUUUGAAUCCUGAACCUGAAAGAGGUUCUGGUUCAAGUAGAAGAUCAUUAAGAAGUUUUGGUAUCAAAAAAAUGGGGCCCGCUAAAUCAAUUGUCAGUUUCCCUGGCUAUGAUUAG
Yamadazyma jaroonii is the source of this 2250-nucleotide messenger RNA. Lineage: Eukaryota; Fungi; Ascomycota; Pichiomycetes; Serinales; Debaryomycetaceae. The record is from the annotation of a GenBank genome assembly.